Juglans microcarpa x Juglans regia is the source of this 894-nucleotide messenger RNA. RefSeq lists its product as uncharacterized. NCBI's taxonomy places the organism in Eukaryota, Viridiplantae, Streptophyta, Magnoliopsida, Fagales, Juglandaceae. The transcript has a single exon. The record is from RefSeq and is a predicted model, not a curated record. Bases 1 to 894 code for a protein of 297 amino acids. Gene Ontology annotation, molecular function: RNA-DNA hybrid ribonuclease activity; nucleic acid binding.
AUGGAGAGCUACACACGAGACUCUACCAACAAACCUCAAGAAGAGCAAAAUAAAGGAAGACCCUUCAUGCCCAUUUGUAGACUGGAGCCAGAAUCUGUUAUGCAUGCAUUAUGGGCGUGUUUUGUAGUGAAGGAUGUAUGGUUUGUCUAUUCUAGGAGACUUCAGAAAAUGAAGGUUGGGUUCAAGUCUUUCAAAGAGGUUGUGGAACAUGUAAUAGCAACUCUCAGUGAGGAGGAUGUUGAACUAUUUGCCUGUAUAGCUUAUCAUGUGUGGAGGAGAAGAAAUAUUUUUUUGUUUGAAGGAAAAUUUGAGAAUCCAUCAAGGUUGGCUCAAGCUGCUCUACAAUUGACUAAGGAUUUUAAAGAAGCCAAUGACAGUAAACAAACUGGAGUGGAUCCUGGUAGGCCUAUUGGAACAAAUUCCUGGAGUCCUCCUCCUAUGAAUGUUUAUAAGGCCAAUCGGGAUGCCUUGGUUGACCGAGUACACAACAGAAUGGGGGUAGGGGUGGUUAUUAGAAACUGGGAAGGACUUGUAACAGCAACUCUGAGAUCAUCAAGGAGUCUGUUUCCUGAUGUUAAACUUGCAGAGGCAAUGGCUGCACUCAGAGCAGUCCUUUUUUGUAAACAGUUAGGCAUUUCAAGACUACUAUUAGAAGUGGAUGCUCUCAAUGUGGUCAACGACAUCAACAAAGAGACAAUGGAUUGGAGCUCAGCAAGGCUGAUUAUUCAAGACAUUAAGGCUGAAUUUCAGAGUUUGGAGUACGGGUCAACUCAGUUCAUCUCUAGGAACUCUAACUGUAUUGCUCAUUGUUUAGCUAAGGAUGCACUAAAACUCUCUCAAGAGAGCUUAACUAUGGAGGGAGUCCCUCCUUGUAUCCAACAUUUGCUAAAUUAA